Messenger RNA from Aspergillus nidulans FGSC A4, 1551 nucleotides. Its product is annotated as putative MFS multidrug transporter. The transcript is spliced from 4 exons. Gene Ontology annotation, molecular function: transmembrane transporter activity. Gene Ontology annotation, biological process: transmembrane transport. Gene Ontology annotation, cellular component: membrane. Lineage: Eukaryota; Fungi; Ascomycota; Eurotiomycetes; Eurotiales; Aspergillaceae. Bases 1 to 1551 code for a protein of 516 amino acids. The record is from RefSeq and is a predicted model, not a curated record.
AUGACGCUUCGCCAAAAGUCGGAGCAGUCCUCACUACCAAGAGAAAAUGGCGCGGGUCUCGAUGAAGCGUCACUGGAGAGGCUUGGAAGGGAGCGACCACCAUUUUUCUCGGGCGCGUGGCCAGAAGUCGCCUUUUGCUUCUCCAUCAUUAUGUCGCAAAUUCUGGCGGAGUAUUACAUAUCAGGCUCAAAUGUCCUUUUACCGACAUUGAUAGAAGAGUUGGAUUUUCCCCCCGCAUCCGCGAUUUGGCCGUCAACCUCGCUAUCUCUAGCCGUAACUUCAACCUUGCUUAUCUUCGGUCGACUCACGGAUAUGUUCGGUGGUUAUGCAAUCUACAUUGCCGGAGCCGGAUGGCUGACGAUAUCGUCAAUUUUAUGCGGAGUCUCACAGUCUUGGCUCAUGCUAGUCAUUUUCCGAGCUCUGCAAGGCCUGGGUCUCGCGGCAUUUCUCCCCUCCGGUGUCAUGAUUUUAGGGAAAACGUAUCGACCCGGCCCUCGGAAAAACUUUGUUUUCAGUCUCUAUGGCGCCUGUGCUGCGCUGGGGUUCUUUAUCGGUAUCUUCUUCUCUGGGCUCUGCAGCCAGUAUCUUAGCUGGCGGUGGUAUUUCUUCAUUGGCGCUAUCCUAUCCGCCAUCACUACGUUGUCAUCGAUAUUUUACAUCCCUCGUGACUUCAAAGAAACGAGGGGCAAUGGUGCAACUAUGGACUGGACCGGAUUGGCAUUAUCAGUGUCAGGCUCAGUCCUCUUCGUCUUCGCUAUCGCCCACAGUUCCUAUGCCCCGGAGGGAUGGCGCACCCCAUAUAUCCCCGUCUGCCUUGUACUCGGCGUUUUGCUUCUUGCGGCGUUGACCUACGUGGAAGGCUGGGUAGUCAAGAAUCCGCUUCUGCCAGGGGACAUAUUUGCCGUAAAGUACAUGAAGCCACUUGCAAUUGCCCUGCUCUUCUUGUACGGAAGUCUCGGUGUAUUUCUCCUCUACGCCGUUUUAUACAUGUCUGACUUCAUGGGCGCCACCCCCUUCCAAAUGGUCGCCUGGACCGUGCCCAUGGCCGUCGGCGGGCUAAUACUCUCCUGCGUUGGCGGGCUUAUAUUCCACCGUGUUUCGGGUACGAUCCUCCUCAUGAUAUCCUGCCUCGGCUACGUUGGUUCAGGCUUGUUCUUCGCUGUCGUCCCGCAAGGCGGCAAUUACUGGGCGUUCAUAUUUCCCUCGAUGAUUUGCGGGACAAUUGGGAUUGAUAUCUCUUUUAACCUCGCAAACAUUUUCAUUACGACUAAUAUGCCGAAAUCGAAACAGGGCCUCGCGGGGGCACUCAUCAAUUGUACUCUUCAUAUGGGGAUUGCGGUGAUGCUGGGUUUCGCGGAUAUUGUGCAUACCGAGACCGGGUACCUGGGAGCUAGGAAGAGCUACAAAGCAGUCUUUUGGUACGAGGUUGGAUUGGCGGCUUUUGGACUAGUCGUUGUAGCGCUUUUUGUUAGGAUUAAAGAGGCGAAGAGCGAAUUGACUUUUGAUGAGAGGGAGGCGCUCGCUGCAGAGAAAUCUUUCUUGCUUGACUAG